UAGGUAUAUGGAUCCACUCAAUAUAACUAAAAUGGCAUGUCCUGCACUACCGUUAUGCCCUUUGGCAAUAGCAGAAGCUGAGCAUGGAAUUUCUGACAUUCUCAAGUGGGUUUGAGCUGUAUUUGAUAAGGUUGGCCUCAAGUACAAUGAGUCAGUGGUAAUAAGGGUAACUGGAUGCCCUAAUGGUUAUGUCAGACCUUAUAUGGCUGAGCUUGGACUGGUUGGUGAUGGACCCAACAUGUACCAGGUCUGGCUCGGGGGAACGCCUAACCAAACCUCACUAGCAAAAUGUUUCAUGAAUAAGGUGAACAUUCAUGAUCUAGAAAAGGUUUUAGAGCCAUUGUUCUACAACUGGAGGCACAAAAACCAACAGGGAGAAUCUUUCGGUGAUUUCACAACCCGCUUGGGCUUUGACAAACUGAAAGAGACAGUUGAGAAGUGGGAGGGAAUAGCAAAGGCACCGACAUGAUUUAAUCUAAAGCUUUUUACUGACAAAGACACAUACGAAGCCAUGGAUGAACUUGCAAAGCUGCAGAACAAGACUGCUCAACAACUAGCCAUGGAAGUCAUCCUCAACUUUGUUGCCGCCUAGCAAAAUGGCAAAAGUAAAUGAUCAGCCCCUUUUUUCAGCCUUUG
Molecule: messenger RNA, 636 nt
Organism: Magnolia sinica
Lineage: Eukaryota; Viridiplantae; Streptophyta; Magnoliopsida; Magnoliales; Magnoliaceae
Product: sulfite reductase [ferredoxin], chloroplastic-like
Exons: 4
Coding region: 203-469 (88 amino acids)
Biological process (GO): sulfate assimilation
Cellular component (GO): chloroplast stroma; sulfite reductase complex (NADPH)
Molecular function (GO): iron-sulfur cluster binding; heme binding; sulfite reductase (ferredoxin) activity
Source: RefSeq, a predicted model, not a curated record